Molecule: messenger RNA, 1917 nt
Organism: Spea bombifrons (plains spadefoot toad)
Lineage: Eukaryota; Metazoa; Chordata; Amphibia; Anura; Pelobatidae
Gene: PRKX
Product: protein kinase cAMP-dependent X-linked catalytic subunit
Exons: 9
Coding region: 393-1499 (368 amino acids)
Biological process (GO): protein phosphorylation
Molecular function (GO): protein serine/threonine kinase activity; ATP binding
Source: RefSeq, a predicted model, not a curated record
CGGCAGGAUGAGGCUGCACUGACUGAUCAAUCCAACACCCGUCAUGCCCGAGGCGUGAGAGCCUCUGAGAGCAGGCAGGGCCCGUGACGUCACGGAAGAGGCGGGGCGAUUCCAUUUCAUAGCGUUUGUCUCAGGAGCGCUAUGGAGCAGCGGAGAAGAAAGGCACGGCGAGCGUAAAGUUUUACAAAGGAGCGUCCGUACGGGGAGUAAAUGAAUCGCUCGGCUGCUCGGGUAACGAAGUCGGGCAUCUUCCCACCGGAGGCUGCUGAUGAUCAGCAGCGUGCCCUGAAGGAACUCAAGCUCCGUUAAGUCACUGUGCCAUCUCCUAUGUGUUGUGGGCACUCCUUCCCGUGCUGAUUUCGCCCGCUAGCUUGAGCACAAGUUGGUUUCACAUGGAGGCAGCUGCUACCGGCUCAGUCAAAGCCAGAUCUGGCUCCAGGAGUGCUGGCAAAGGCAGCUGUGAUGGAGGGGUGGCUAGCCCCAGCUCAGGUUGCCUUGGGCUAUCAGUAUGUGGCCAGAGCUCAUCCCCUUGUUUAGAACUGCAAUCUCAGUACAAGUUGGACGACUUUGAUACCGUGGCUACUGUGGGAACUGGUACUUUUGGAAGAGUUCACCUGGUCAAAGAGAAGACGACAAAGCACUAUUUUGCACUAAAAGUAAUGAGCAUUCCCGAUGUCAUCCGUCUAAAACAAGAACAGCACGUGCACAAUGAAAAAGCUGUCUUGAAAGAGGUCAACCAUCCAUUUCUCGUCAGGCUGUUCUGGACCUCACAUGAUGAUCGUUUCUUAUAUAUGCUGAUGGAGUAUGUGCCAGGAGGAGAACUCUUUAGCUAUUUACGCAACAUGGGACGUUUUAAUAAUAGCACUGGACUCUUUUAUUCAGCCGAAAUCAUUUGUGCAAUAGAAUACCUGCACUCCAAAGAAAUAGUUUACAGAGACUUGAAGCCUGAAAAUAUUUUGUUAGACAAGGAAGGACACAUCAAGUUAACAGAUUUCGGAUUUGCUAAGAAGCUCUCUGACAGAACAUGGACCCUUUGUGGGACACCAGAGUAUCUGGCACCAGAAGUCAUACAAAGUAAAGGUCAUGGAAGAGCAGUAGAUUGGUGGGCCCUAGGCAUUCUAAUAUUUGAAAUGCUGUCUGGGUUUCCCCCAUUUUUUGAUGACAAUCCUUUUGGAAUUUACCAGAAGAUACUUGCAGGCAAGAUAGACUUUCCAAGACAUUUGGAUUUAUAUGUAAAAGACCUCAUAAAGAAACUCCUUGUUGUUGACCGAACCAGACGGUUGGGAAACAUGAAGAAUGGAGCUGAAGAUGUCAAACGGCAUCGAUGGUUUAGAUCAGUAGACUGGGAUGCUGUGCCACAGAGGAAAUUGAAGCCACCAAUCUUACCAAAAGUAUCCCACGAAGGGGAUACAUCCAAUUUUGAAGCCUAUCCAGAAGAUGACUGGAAUAAAUCUCCACCAGUACCUCCAAAAGAUUUAGAAAUGUUCAAAAAUUUCUAAAUGUGAAAACGGAAACCAGGUAAAAUUACCUGUUGAAAUAAUGACAAAUGAACAAGACUAAAGGGUGAUGUUUACCAAAGUGCAAAGGGAAAGAUGCAUCCGUUAAAAUGUUUUGCGAUCAAAACAAGAAGACCCGUUGACGUUCAACUCAUACUGGAGACAAUUCUACAUAGGCACUUGUAAUUUUAAUCUUUGGAAAGGCAACGCCAGGGCAUUCCAGUACCCCAGGGUCCAUAGUACUAUAGUUUGCACAAGGAUUAUAGCCAAGUAUUCAUUUCAUCAGGACAUCGUUGUUUUUUUUGGCCAGAGGGAUGUGAGAAAAGCACCACGUCGGAAGUAAUACUCUUGGACUAUAAGCUUGUUCCAAAUACUUACAAAAUGGUAAAAAUUCUUGCCAUUUGUUGUGCUUAGUAAGAAA